AUGAAUUUAGAUAUCAGCGACUCGGAUGACAUUAAAAAUCAACAGAACUCUCGUGAAAGCAUGAACUCCAGUCUCUCACUUGUCGCUCUAAGGGUCAUCUUCCUACUCGACCUCGCUAAAUCGAGAUGGAAGGCGAAGGGAAAUGGCUGUGGGAAACAACAGGGUUCUUUAACUGUUUCAACCUCUGUUACCAGCUCUCCCUCGCCGCCCGGGAAGCCACUGACGAAGGAAUGCCUGACCCGAACUCUCACGCAUCUCUUCAGGAAGGUUCCUCCCUUGCGAACGUGUUACGGGCGGAGAAAUGGCGACACAUGGCUCAGGGAGAUGGCAAAGGAGAUCGUUGACUUCGAGGUGGUUCCAGAGACCACGAUGCGAGACAUGCAUAGCAAGCUACAGCAUCGCCACUACGACACCUGGACGGGCCCUUUGUGGUGUGCUCGGCUCUGGCCACGACCACAGUCCUCUCUCCCAGAUGACGAGCUGGGAUUCGACAAGUCUCGAUACCCUCACGUAUACACGCUGUUUUUCGGUUUCCAUCACGGCAUUACUGAUGGCAACACCAACAUGAGGAUAUGCGGCUUCUUUGUCCAACUCCUCAAUGACGUGUUGGCAGGAAAAUCAAUCCAGGAUGAGGAACAACUGGGCAUCCUCGUAUCCGACGAGAGGACAAAGAAGCUACUGGAAGAGCGAAUAGCAAAUAUGGAGGCUGACCCUGAAGUUAAGCAACGGGCACUGGAUGAUUACAAUGCUCGCCACACAAAACACUCCAUGAUAGAAUCGACAUUUAAAGGUACGGGCGACAAAGAAGGAAGGAGUUUGGUGUUGGCAAGGGAUGUGGACGUUGCCACCACUAGCCAGUUUGUGAAACGUUGUCGUACUGAAAACGUUACUGUGAACUCGGCCUUCACAGCACUGGCUAACGUGGCCUUGGUGGACCUUCUUUUGGAGGGGGGCCUUCAGCAGGACACGUACAACAUUCGUGGGGACCACAUCUUGAAUGCUCGCCGAUACUGGGAAGGCGAUACGUCUCCCUAUCUCGGGUGCCACAUUGUGCCUCAGCUGGCAGUGAUUGUCCCAACACCACGUGAUAUUGGUGGAAAAUUCUGGGAGUACGCGCGGUUGGUGCAUGCGGAUAUGAAGCAGAAAUUAGAGGCCGGAACAGCGUUACAAGACGAGGCAGUAAAAUAUUUCAUGCCGAACAGACCUAGUUUCGAAACCAUUUUUACAUGCGAAUUCGGUGUAACCAACAUGGGAGAUGUGACAAAAUUGGUGACGGAAGGUGGCGAACAUGUACAAGCGCUGCAUGUCUUAAGGUCUGUGAAUGUGGACGGUAUUCCUUGCACUUGGACUCACCUCUGCCACACCUUCCGCGAUCGCUUUAUCCACGUUCUCAGCUACAACACAGCAUCUAAAUCUUCGGCUCACUUUUACACUUCACAAGGCAGGCUGAAAUACCUUAAAGGCUUAGGUACUGCUAAAUUUCAGCCUAGAUUCCUGCAAAAGCCUCCUUCCAUCACAGUGAAAAGUUCACAGGAUAGAAAAGCUACAAGAUUCAGAACAGGUAGCUACAAUUUCUAA
Penaeus indicus is the source of this 1578-nucleotide messenger RNA. RefSeq lists its product as uncharacterized. Lineage: Eukaryota; Metazoa; Arthropoda; Malacostraca; Decapoda; Penaeidae. Bases 1 to 1578 code for a protein of 525 amino acids. The transcript has 8 exons. The record is from RefSeq and is a predicted model, not a curated record.